Messenger RNA from Arachis ipaensis, 558 nucleotides. RefSeq lists its product as uncharacterized. NCBI's taxonomy places the organism in Eukaryota, Viridiplantae, Streptophyta, Magnoliopsida, Fabales, Fabaceae. The record is from RefSeq and is a predicted model, not a curated record.
AUGGAGCAUGCUUUACAGGCGCAGCAUGUUCCAAACAACCAAUAUGUGGAGUUCGCCGCAUAUCAACUUCUGGGAGAGGCCCAGCAUUGGUGGCAAGCCGAGUGCCGCUUGCUACAGCUUCAGAACGCCGAUGUUCCUUGGGAUAUAUUCCAAACGGCCUUCUAUAGGAAGUAUUUUCCUAAGUCUGCAAGGAAAGCAAAGGAGAUAAAACUUAUGCAGCUGAAGCAAGGUUCCUUAUCUGUGGCAUAUUAUACUGGCAAAUUUGAGGGGCUUUGUAGGUUUUCAAGGGUAUGUCAAGAUGUCCCAAAGACCUACGAAAGCUGGAAAUGUAUCAAGUAUCAGAGGGGGUUGAAGGAUAGCAUCAUGACUGCUGUGGCUUCUAUGGAGAUUCAUACCUUCUUUGAGUUGGUGAACAAAGCGAGGGUGGUUGAGGAAUAUGCGAAAACAGUAGCUUCGUCCAAGGAAACUCACGGAGGAAACACUAGUUGGGGACGUGGCAAGUAUUAUAAAUGGUGCAAAUACCUCAUGAUUACAGCAAACUGUGAGGCAAUUGUUUGA